CCCCCCGAGUGGCACCGGAACAACUCGGAUCUGUACCACAAGGCCUUCGCUGGCUGCGAGCAGGCCGAGCAAUGCCGGGCCGAGGCCAAGUUGCUGGCUGAACAUGCUGCUGUCACCGCCCAGCGUGCCCAGCAGCAUUCCACAGCCACCCUGGGCCAGCGCCUGCAGGACAUACGCUUCUGGAAGGUCGAGCUCCAGAAGGAGAUUGAGGACCUUGAUGCUGAGACCAGCCUGCUGGCAGCCCAGAAGCUGCGGCUGGGAAAGGGGCUCCGUUGCCAGCCCUAUGCCAUUGCCACCGAUAACCUGCAGUGUCGGGAGAGGAGGCAACCCCCAGACCUGGUCAGUGAUGAGGUGGAGAGAGAGUUGCUGAAGGAAGCUGAACUUAUCAGAAAUAUCCAGGAGCUUUUGAAAAGAACUUUGAUGCAAGCUGGAAACCAGAUGCGAUUAAACCGAGAUCACAAAGAGGUUUGUGAAAUGGACUGGUCAGACAAAGUUGAAGCAUACAACAUUGAUGAUAAAUGUGGAAGAUACAGUAACCAGAGCACCAACAUCCAGUUCCAUCCCAGCUCAGUGAAGCUGGAAGAGAGUGCCUCAACACCGGAGACGUGGGCCAACUUCAGCCAUGACAACAUCCAUAGGGCUGAACAAGAGAAACUGGCUUCCAUGAAUCUUCGGGCCUUGAUUGACAAUAUUCUUCGUGACGUGUCUGAGGACCUGAGGAUGCAAUGUGCUGCUGUUAACGGGGCUUUCGACAAACGCUGUGAGGAGCUGGAAGAUGCAAAACAGAAACUAGAGCAUCAUUUGAAAAAAAUCCUUAAGGAGAUUGGAGAUCAAGAAGCUAACAUUGCUGCUCUCAAGCAAGCUAUCAGAGACAAAGAAGCCCCAAUGAAAGUUGCUCAGACAAGGCUGUAUGACAGGUCUUUUAGGCCCAACGUAGAGCUCUGCAGAGAUGAAGCACAGUUCAGGUUGAUCAGUGAAGUCGAAGAACUAACAGAGUCCAUUGGAUCCUUGAAGAAAAAACUGCUGGAAUCUGAACAGUCUCUGAGGAACCUGGAAGGCACACGGAUGACUCUAGAAAAAGAAAUAGCUGUGAAAACAAACAGUAUUUUUAUUGAUAAGCAGAAGUGCAUGGCCCAUCGCACACGCUACCCUGCUUUUCUUAAAUUAGCAGGUUACCAGUAGUAAUCUCUGUACUGAUUAUGCAAAGCCUGGAAAAAAAAUGUACUCUAGAGUCUUUCAU
Tauraco erythrolophus (red-crested turaco) is the source of this 1240-nucleotide messenger RNA. It is a transcript of the gene TEKT4, whose product is annotated as tektin 4. Gene Ontology annotation, biological process: cilium movement involved in cell motility; cilium assembly. Gene Ontology annotation, cellular component: sperm flagellum; nucleus; microtubule cytoskeleton. NCBI's taxonomy places the organism in Eukaryota, Metazoa, Chordata, Aves, Musophagiformes, Musophagidae. The record is from RefSeq and is a predicted model, not a curated record.